GAUCGGAUCUAGAGCACAGCACAACAUGUUGAAGACCGUAUGUUCCAGGGCGCAGAGCGAAACUUUAACUUUGGCUCGUCGUAUUAGCGGGGACUAAAUACCAAAAUACAGCCAUGCUAUGAAUAUAGUUAUGAGUUCAUUCUUUGUUGAUUUGAAGGCUCUUCUUUGAUAUUUCGAUAAUACCGAAAUAUUUGCAGCAAAUAAGAAAGAAAAAGACUGACCGAGAGCGAGCGAGAGAAGGGAAUCAAAGAUGCAGGUCUCUGUGGUGCUGUGUAGCAUGAUAACUUUCUUUCUUCGCAGUCAAGGCGUGUUGGGCAGUGCGGAGUGUUCAUGCGGGCGCAACCACUUCACGUGUGCAGUGAGCGCGUUUGGGGAGUGUACAUGUAUCCCGGCCCAGUGGCAGUGUGACGGGGACAACGACUGUGGAGAUCACAGCGACGAGGAUGGAUGCAUGCUGCCCACCUGCUCUCCACUGGACUUCCACUGUGACAAUGGGAAGUGUAUCCGCCGCUCCUGGGUGUGUGACGGGGACAAUGACUGUGAGGAUGACUCCGACGAACAGGACUGUCCUCCUAGAGAGUGUGAAGAGGAUGAGUUCCAUUGUCAGAACGGCUACUGCAUCCGCAGCCUGUGGCACUGUGAUGGGGACAAUGACUGUGGGGAUAACAGUGACGAGCUGUGUGACAUGCGUAAGUGUUCCGAUAAGGAGUUUCGCUGUACAGAUGGGAGCUGCAUUGCUGAACACUGGUACUGUGAUGGAGACACUGACUGCAAGGACGGAUCAGACGAGGAAAACUGCCCAUCUGAUGUAAUGACGGCCACUUGUAGUGUUGAAGAGUUCCAAUGUGCGUACGGACGCUGUAUUCUGGACAUUUACCACUGUGACGGAGAUGACGACUGUGGAGACUGGUCUGAUGAGUCCGACUGCUCCUCCCACCAGCCUUGUCGUUCUGUGGAGUUCAUGUGCAGCAGUGGGAUGUGCAUCAACGCUGGCUGGAGGUGUGACGGGGAGUUUGACUGUGAUGACCAAUCAGAUGAGAAGAACUGCACCACCUCCAUGUGUACUGCGGAUCAGUUCCGCUGUGCAUCGGGACGCUGUGUCAGGUUGUCAUGGAGAUGUGACGGAGAGGAUGACUGCUCUGACGGCAGCGAUGAAGAUGACUGUGAGAAGACUGACACCCCUCCAUGUGCUCCAGACCAGUUUCUGUGUGGUAACGGCCGCUGUAUUGGCCAGAGGAAGGUCUGUAAUGAGGUCAGCGACUGUGGAGAUGGGACUGAUGAACACCCUCACCAGGACUGCCGCCCACGGUCCAGCGAUGGCAACUGUAACCUGAAUAACGGAGGCUGUUCUCAGAAAUGUCAGAUGGCCAGAGGUCUGGUACAGUGUACCUGUCAUACUGGCUACAGACUGAUGGAGGAUGGCAGGGCCUGCCAGGAUGUGGAUGAGUGUGCAGAGGAGGGCUACUGCAGCCAGGGCUGUACCAACAUAGAGGGAGGGUUCCAGUGCUGGUGUGUGCAGGGCUAUGAGCUGAGGCCUGACAAGCGCAGCUGCAAGGCGCUGGGUCCUGAGCCAGUGCUGCUGUUUGCGAACCGUAUAGACAUCCGCCAGGUGUUGCCCCACCGGUCAGAGUACACUCUGCUGCUGAACAACCUGGAAAAUGCCAUCGCUCUGGACUUCCACCACAACCAGGAGCUGGUCUUCUGGUCUGAUGUCACGCUCGAUCGCAUCAUGAAGGCUAACCUAAACGGGAGCAAUGUGGAGGAAGUGGUUUCCACUGGCUUAGAGAGUCCAGGUGGUCUGGCUAUAGACUGGAUCCAUGACAAGCUAUACUGGACUGACUCAGGGACGUCCCGUAUUGAGGUGGCCAAUCUGGAUGGAACCCACCGCAAGGUCCUCCUAUGGCAGAGCAUGGAGAAACCCCGAGCCAUCGCACUGCACCCUAUAGAGGGUAAGAUCUACUGGACGGACUGGGGUAACACUCCUCGUAUCGAGUAUGCCAACAUGGACGGCUCCAACCGCCGCGUCAUCGCCGACACCCACUUGUUCUGGCCCAACGGGCUGACCAUCGACUAUGCCGGGCACCGUAUGUACUGGGUGGACGCCAAGCAUCACGUCAUCGAAAGAGCUGACCUUGACGGACGGAACCGUAAGGCCGUCAUCAGCCAAGGCUUGCCCCAUCCAUUUGCCAUCACGGUAUUUGAGGAUAGCCUUUACUGGACAGACUGGCACACCAAGAGCAUCAACAGUGCCAACAAGUUCACAGGCAAGAACCAGGAGAUCAUCAGAAACAAGCUGCACUUCCCAAUGGAUAUACACACACUGCACCCGCAGAGACAGCCCGCAGGUGGGCGUAACCGAUGUGGGACCAACAACGGGGGCUGCAGCCACCUCUGUCUCCCAGGCAACAAGACCUAUACCUGCGACUGCCCCACGGGCUUCAAGAAAGUGGACCAGCAUAACUGUGCCCUGAGUCUUGACAAGUUCCUGCUUUUUGCCCGAAGGACGGACAUCCGACGAAUCAGCUUCGACACCGAGGACAUGUCGGAUGAUGUCAUCCCGCUGGCCGACGUACGCAACGCCGUGGCACUGGACUGGCAUGCCGAGGAGGGCUUCAUCUAUUGGACGGACGUCACCACCGACUCCAUCAACCGGGCCCAAUGGGACGGCUCAAGGCAGGAGGUGGUGGUGGACACAAGUCUGGAAAGUCCAGCCGGUCUGGCUAUUGACUGGGUGACCAACAAACUUUACUGGACCGACGCAGGUACAGAUCGUAUCGAGGUAUCUAAUGCAGACGGGAGCAUGCGUACUGUUCUGAUCUGGGAGAAUCUUGACCGACCCAGGGACAUCGUGGUUGACCCAAUUGGAGGAUAUAUGUACUGGACAGACUGGGGUGUGAGUCCUAAGAUAGAGCAGGCAGGGAUGGAUGCAUCCAGCCGUAUCGUCAUCAUCUCUUCCAACCUGACAUGGCCUAACGGACUGGCAAUUGACUACCAAACACAGCGCCUGUACUGGGCCGACGCCGGGAUGAAGACCAUCGAGUUUGGCAACUUUGAUGGCUCAGACAGACAGGUGUUGAUUGGCAGUCAGUUGCCCCACCCCUUUGGGCUGACUCUGCAUGAGGAGAAGCUCUAUUGGACAGACUGGCAGUCAAAGAGCAUCCAGUGUGCCAACAAAAUGACUGGCCUGGGACGACAGACACUCGCCGAGAACCUGGAGAACCUCAUGGAUAUUCACAUGUUCCACCGCUACCGCACCACCGUGCGGACACCUUGUGCGGUGAAUAAUGGGGGCUGCAGUCACCUGUGUCUAUUGGCUCCACCCUCAAAAGGCUCCAGCUGUACCUGUCCUACUGGCAUCAACCUUCAGCUGGACGGAAAGACCUGCACACAUGGGAUGAGUAGUUUCCUGAUCUUUGCACGGCGGACUGAUAUCAGGAUGGUCUCUCUGGACAUCCCCUACUUUGCUGAUGUGGUGCUGGCUGUCAACAGAUCCAUGAAAAACACCAUCGCCAUCGGAGUGGACCCUAAAGAGGGUAAAGUGUACUGGUCAGACAGCACACUGAAGAAGGUGAGUAGAGCUAACAUCAAUGGGACGGCUCAUGAGGAUAUCAUCGCUACAGGUCUGAUGACCACUGAUGGUCUGGCGGUGGAUGCGGUGGGUCGAAAGAUCUACUGGACGGACACCGGAACGAACCGUAUCGAGGUGGCCAACCUGGACGGCUCCAUGAGGAAGGUUCUGAUCUGGCAGAACCUGGACAGCCCGCGAGCCAUCGCCCUCUACCACGAGAUGGGGUAUAUGUACUGGACAGACUGGGGGGAGCAUGCUAAGCUGGAGCGGUCAGCGAUGGAUGGCUCAGACCGUUUGGUUCUGAUCAGUAACAACCUUGGCUGGCCCAACGGACUGGCCAUCGACAGUGCCGGCUCACAGCUACUGUGGGCUGACGCACACACAGAGCGCAUCGAGGCGGCAGACCUGAAUGGGCUGAACCGCCGUACCCUGGUAUCCCCGGUUCAACACCCGUACGGUCUGACCCUACUAGGACCACACAUCUACUGGACCGACUGGCAGAGCCGCAGCAUCCAGCGGGCUGACAAAACCACCGGCGCCAACACCAUCACCGUGCGCAGCAACCUGCCCGGGCUCAUGGACAUACAGGCCGUGGAUAGAGAGAAGCCACUGGGUUUCAAUAAGUGUGGUAGAAUGAACGGGGGCUGUAGCCACCUGUGUCUGCCCCGCCCCAACGGUACUUCCUGUGCCUGUCCCACCGGCAUCCUCCUCAAGGGGGAUGCCAGGUCAUGUGACGACUCCCCCGAGACCUACCUGCUCUUCUCCAACCGGGUCAGCGUGCGACGCAUCUCCCUGGACACAAAUGACCACACAGAUGUGCAUGUGCCCGUGCCUGAGCUGCACAACGUCAUCUCACUGGACUACGACAGUGUGGACGGAAAGCUUUACUACACCGAUGUCAGCCUUGAUGUUAUCAGACGGGCCAACCUGGAUGGUACAGGGAUGGAAACAGUGAUAAGCCAGGGUCUGAAGACUACUGAUGGUCUGGCUGUGGACUGGGUGACCAGGAAUAUGUACUGGACGGACACAGGUCGCAACACCAUUGAGGUGGCCCGACUGGACGGGACCAGCCGCAAAGUACUAGUCAACAACAGCCUGGAUGAACCCAGGGCCAUCGCUGUGUUUCCCAGCAAAGGGUACCUGUUCUGGACAGACUGGGGUCACAUUGCUAAGAUUGAGCGGGCACACCUAGACGGAUCAGACCGUAAAGUUCUGAUUAACACAGACCUGGGCUGGCCCAACGGACUCACACUGGACUACGACACACGCAGGAUCUUCUGGGUGGAUGCUCACCUGGACCGCAUUGAGAGUUCCGACCUAAACGGAAAGCUCCGGCAAAUCCUCAUCAGCCCUGUUUCCCACCCCUUCGCCCUCACACAGUUGAAGCCGGUGUCCUCCCCUCUAACCCCUUUCUCCCGACUCUCGCAGCAAGACCGUUGGAUCUACUGGACGGACUGGCAGACUAAGUCCAUUCAGCGUGUGGACAAACACACUGGCCGCAGCAAGGAGACGGUCCUGGCCAAUGUGGAGGGCCUCAUGGACAUCAUCAUAGUCUCGCCACAGAGGCAGAGCGGCACUAACCACUGUGGGGUGAAUAAUGGAGGAUGUACUCAUCUCUGCUUCGCUAAUACAAACAGUUUUGUCUGUGCCUGCCCUGAUGAACCAGACAGCAGGCCCUGCUCCACAAUCUCAGGUUAUGUGCCAACCUCACCAGACAGAGAGACCACCAGCACCCCAGCCCCUAACAAGAUCCCCAAAGCCCCCACAGACACGCCUCAGCAAGGACCCCCACUGAUUAACUGCACAGACAAGACCCUGAGUGUGGAGGGCUGCUUAGAGAGCAACGUGGUGACGGCUCCUCACGGGGAGGGGCUUCAUAUCAGCUAUGUGAUUGGAGGAGCGUUGACCAUUCUGGCCAUCCUGAUAAUCAUCACUGCCUUCAUUAUUUACAGACACAAAAAAUCCAAGUUUGCUGACCCCGGGGUCAGCAACCUGACCUACAGUAACCCCUCAUAUAGGACGUCAACGCAAGAGGUCAAGAUUGAGACCUCUCAAAAGCCGCCCAUUUACAACCAGCUACGAUAUAAGAAAGAGGGGGGCGGGGACAGUGGCUACACCAAGGAGAAGAUCCGCAUCGUGGAAGGAGUGUGUCUCCUCUCCAGCGAGGAGCUGUACUGGGAGGACCUGAAGCAGCUGAAGCCGUCACGUGGUGGUCUGCACACAUGCAUGCGCACGGACACUGUGUCCCUGCAGGCCAGCAGCGCCUCGCUGGACGACGGCGAGACAGAGCAGUUGCUCCAAGAGGAGACGUCGGAGUGUUCGUCCAUAAACACGCUGACCCCCGUCACCGUCACACCCCAACGCCACCCCCAACACAGCCUGCCUGACACCGGCUGGACCCCCGCACGCAAACCCUCUACCGAGAGCGAGGUGUAAGGGAGGCCUCUUGCUUCACUGCCUCCCUACUCCUACUCUUUACCCUUAGUCCUCCUGAUCCCUUCAACUACACACCCUUUUUCACACACACACACACACACACACACACACACACACACACACACACACACACACACACACACACACACACACCUGUAUACAGUAUACAUACAUACAGUAAACGAUACGUACUUAUGCUUCAGGCCACAGUGAGUCAUACACAAGCUGACACUCACACAGAUAAGUGGUACAUACAAACACUACAGUCACAUACAUACUUCAUGCUACACACACAUUUAUGCAUGCAUACAAAUCUGGCAUCUCCUCGGCCCGCUGGACUUCAUCCUACACACACACAUCCGCACUCUUACCACCACCCUCUCACAACCACAAACUGACUCACCGCUACCCACUUCAGGCAACAGACUGAAUUACAAUUUACAAGCAUGCUGGAAAAAGAAAGCAAAAAAAUACACUUUGAGAAAAGAAAUGACAAACAGAGAAAUCUGGAGCCUUUUUAAAGAAUGCAACCCCUCAAGGUGAGGGCC
Molecule: messenger RNA, 6552 nt
Organism: Oncorhynchus mykiss (rainbow trout)
Lineage: Eukaryota; Metazoa; Chordata; Actinopteri; Salmoniformes; Salmonidae
Gene: lrp4
Product: low density lipoprotein receptor-related protein 4
Biological process (GO): receptor-mediated endocytosis
Cellular component (GO): signaling receptor complex; plasma membrane; apical plasma membrane
Molecular function (GO): hormone binding; calcium ion binding; protein binding
Source: RefSeq, a predicted model, not a curated record